CUGGACAACAUACACACGCAUUAAUCCUUACAUUCUGAUCCUUCUAGAGCGGCCCUACAUCCGCGCAUCCACCUACGUAGAUUCGACUUGGCAUCAGCAGGAGCAGGGUGGGGUCGACAGCAAACAAGAAGAGUUAUUCCCACUCCCAGACAAUGACGAUCUGGUACUUGCUCGCCGAUGUGUAUCGCCUCUUCUUUCCCCUUUGAUUUUACACAGAUCGCCCACUCAGAUUCUAGAUACAAAUGGCGUGACGGCCUUGGCGAUGUCCGCCCCGUUGCUGAAAUCUCAGCAGCAUAUCUGACGGGAAUGUGAACACGGCGGUCUGGCCCGCAUAUCGCGUAGCAAGCACAUUCCCCCCGCCGAUAAUAAAAAAAUAGCCUGCAUACAUGCAAUGCACCCAGGCGCACACAGUCCUUCCACAUCCACACAUGACAUACGAAUAUAUCUGCGUGCGUGCAUGCAUGCAUACAUACAUGGUUGCAUGCGUAUACAUUCCUCCCCAAGGAUUCCUGAAUCCGGCCCGUCACAACUGCAAGAUACUGCAAUGCAGUCUUUCGUAUCUGUACGUCAAGCGAUGUCUCGUAUUCGUUGGACUUUUUUUCCCUCCUCGUAUCGUCCGAAAUUUCGUUAUUUCCUCCUCUGGAGAUCUUUCCUUUUCGACUGGAGAAGUGCGAAAGGGGGGACGGACGGUCGGGCGUAGUUGUAGAUGGCCAUUCUAGAAGUGAUGACUCGGCAGCGGAAGCUGCCUUCUGCAGACUCUGGAAUCUUUUUUGCUCCCGUUUCGGUAGAUGUAUUGUCGGUCGGGGCAGUGUCAUCCGCUUUUGCGAAAGACGUUGCAUGACGGGACGGGACGGGAGGACAAGUCGUUGGUGGGGGUCAGACCGUGACCGACUUUCUUUUUCCCAUCACUUACUUCCUAUCUUCUGCAUCGUCACUGCCAAGUCUGAUGCGGCGAGGUUUCAGCGUUGGGUGCCUGAGAAAAUUUGAGUCUUAUACAGUAUCUUAGUUGGGUAACUGCUGAAGUAAGCGCUGUUACUUUCUCUUAAGCGGAGGUAGAGCCCGUUCCGUACCUUGCGUCGGCUACAUGGUUUCAUUUUCCUCUCACUACGCGUUGGUUUUUCCAUCAAUCGAGUAUAUUGCUAGGAUCAGCUAGCUGAAACACACUGAGGACCCCUGUCUUAUUUUUUGCCUUUCUCUCUCUGUCUCUCUGCGCCAUAAUUCGAGUAGGAAUUCUAUCAAUUGAGCGAAUAUGCAUCUACAACAAAAAGGGAGGUUGAAUUAAGAGUUCACUCCUCUGACUAUCCAUUCAUCCAUUCCACUUCCCCAUUUCACACACCUUCCAGACCUUCCCCACUCCUCAAAACCACUGCAAAACCACGUAGAGAUUGAAUUGUGCGUGUGAUGUUUCUGUUCGCGCAAAAGCAUCAAAAGCCAUCCAGGAACCGCUCAACACCACCACAUGGAACGAACAAACACACACAACCCUUGGUCCGGCCGCGACAGCUCAACAACAACUCUUUGAGUGAAACUGUCUUUUUUUGUUGCCUGCUCAUUGUACAAAUACUCCACUCCGCCUUUGAAUUGUUAGAAACACCUCAACUUCC
This is a messenger RNA of Periconia digitata, 1604 nucleotides long. NCBI's taxonomy places the organism in Eukaryota, Fungi, Ascomycota, Dothideomycetes, Pleosporales, Periconiaceae. The record is from the annotation of a GenBank genome assembly.